Molecule: messenger RNA, 2293 nt
Organism: Aspergillus saccharolyticus JOP 1030-1
Lineage: Eukaryota; Fungi; Ascomycota; Eurotiomycetes; Eurotiales; Aspergillaceae
Exons: 4
Coding region: 100-2007 (635 amino acids)
Biological process (GO): regulation of cyclin-dependent protein serine/threonine kinase activity; mitotic cell cycle phase transition
Cellular component (GO): nucleus; centrosome; cytoplasm
Molecular function (GO): cyclin-dependent protein serine/threonine kinase regulator activity
Source: RefSeq, a predicted model, not a curated record
ACAACAACAUCAACAACAACCUCACUCCCUUCCGCAAUCCACAGUCCACAGUCCACGUCGAGUCCUGGAGGCUCAGAGUGACUUCUGAUCAGGUCCAGCAUGGAUGCAAAGCCUCAGAGAAUCCGCGUCCGUGGCGACGAAAAUGCCCCCUUCCCUACCGCGGCCGGCAAAACCCUCCACCAGCGGAAUAAGUCUACCCCUGCGUUGUCGGCCCUCUAUCAGAACGGCGUUACGAAGCCUGCCACGAAGCGAGCGGCCUUUGGGGAUGUCAGCAACACCUCGAAGCCCAUCAAUGCUAGUCGCGACGACACAUCCCUUGCUGGGAGGAAGCAAUCCAACGCUGGUGACAAGCCGUCGGUGGUGAUUGAGAAGAAGGCCACAGUCCUCGCACAACCGGCCCAGCGUCCGGGAGGUAUGAAAGGCAUUUUGAGCAAUGUCACCAACGUCACUCACGCGAAGUCCGUCGAACCAUCGAAACAAGCGGCCAAUACUCGCAAGACCCUCAACAAGCGAGCCACUGUCUUCAAGGAUCCCUCCAAGGCCAAAGCCGAGAAAUCCGAGAUCACAUCCAAGGAAACCAACAAAGAAGCAAAACAGGGGCAGAUUGACGCCUCCCUUGCAACUGCGUCUACUGCACCUGCGAAGCAAGAUGGCGUAAAGGAAGAAACCAAAUUGAAAGAGGUCCAAGACCCUGUGGUGGGAGAGUUGGAAGACUACGCCGCUGUCGUCUCUGCAGUGGAAGAAGAUGACAAGGAGUCGUGCAAGACCGACGAAGAUGUUUGUGAAGUGCAAGAUGUGAAGGAGACCCGCAAGACUCGCGAGCAAAUCGACUCUACAAGUCACGACGUCGCCGAUCCUAUCAUCAAGACUCAUGGCGAACCUGCAUCAGGCUCCCGCAUAGCCCACGAUCGUCUACCGGCUCAAGCUGAAUAUGAGGAGUAUUGGGACGAUGAAGAGGAGGAGAAUGAGGAUGAUGAUGGAUAUAUCACCGCUCGCUCUUACCGAUCGCGGGGAGAGAACACCACCGGUGGUGCCACAACCGUCCUAUUUCCCAAGUACACUCAGCAGGUCCGACGGGAACUGGCCCUUGCAAAGCAGGUCGUCGACGCUACGCGAACGGAGGAAGAUAUUGAAGAUGAGUUUUGGGAUACAAGUAUGGUUGCGGAGUACAGUGAGGAAAUUUUCGAAUACAUGAGAGAGCAAGAGAUCCGGUUGUUGCCAAAUGCGCAUUACAUGGACAACCAGGCCGAGAUCCAGUGGUCGAUGCGCUCCGUCCUGAUGGACUGGCUUGUGCAAGUCCACCAUCGAUUCUCAUUGCUGCCCGAGACCCUUUUCCUCUGCGUGAACUACAUUGAUCGGUUCUUGUCGUGCAAGAUUGUCUCCCUCAAUAAGCUGCAGUUGGUGGGCGCCACCGCGAUCUUCAUCGCUGCCAAGUACGAAGAAAUCAACUGCCCGUCGAUCCAGGAGAUUGUUUACAUGGUUGACGGCGGCUAUUCUGCUGACGAGAUUCUCAAAGCCGAAUGGUUUAUGUUAAGCAUGUUACAAUUCGAACUGGGAUGUCCUGGUCCGAUGAGCUUCCUGCGCCGCAUCAGCAAAGCCGACGACUAUGAUCUGGAGACGCGCACCCUUGCCAAGUACUUCCUGGAAAUUACCAUUAUGGAUGAACGCUUCGUUGGUAGCCCUGCUAGCUUUGUUGCAGCGGGUGCUCACUGUUUGGCGAGACUGAUGCUGAGAAAGGGCAACUGGACACCCGCCCAUACCCACUAUGCUGGUUAUACUUAUUCCCAGCUCCUGCCACUCAUUUCUCUUAUGAUGGAGUGUUGCGAGAGACCUAGCAAGCACCAUGCUGCAAUCUACGAGAAGUAUACCGACAAGCGGUACAAACGUGCUUCUCUCUUUGUCGAAGCCGAAAUGAAGAGAGGGUUCCUUCUCCCCGACCACCACAAGGACAAAGCUUAUGUUGGGACUGUCGAAGCAGCUCACUAUUGCAAGAAGGUCAACAUCUAAAAGCCACACAUUCACAGUUUCACAGUGGUUUGUGUUGUGACAUUCUUGGUCUCUCCUUCUGAAGACAUGACCCCAGCUCAUGGUCAACGGGAUGAGCUGAUCGCCGAAACACCAGACGAGGAACGAGAUUUCACACACUAGGUGCUACUGACCAGGAAUCUUGGUGCCUCUUUCACCCUUUUACAUUUCCUUACAUUUUAAUUGAUCAGAGACUGGGGCAAUGUCCCAAGUCAUGCACAUUGGACUUUAGACCCCGCAGAAAACAAGAAACCUUGACAACAGCUGU